Molecule: messenger RNA, 1265 nt
Organism: Zingiber officinale
Lineage: Eukaryota; Viridiplantae; Streptophyta; Magnoliopsida; Zingiberales; Zingiberaceae
Exons: 2
Coding region: 376-1044 (222 amino acids)
Source: RefSeq, a predicted model, not a curated record
UGUUGUCAUAUGACUCAUAUCUUUGAAAUCCACGCUUCUUCUUUCCUUCCACGAGUCAUUCGUUUAUGCGAAUGCGAUACGAUCGCUUCAUUUUUUGAUUUCCUUCCGUUUCCACAUCUCCGAUCUCUUCUCCCUCCAUCCCGUCGAUUGCUCGACUUCCGUUUCCUGGGUGAUGUUAGGGUCCCUCUCGAUCGAUCCCAGUCGACGCCGAUCGAGUUAUUGCGUCUCCUAGAUCCCCCUUCGCUUCCCUCUAUCGGCCCGGAUUUCAGCAGGUAGGAACGGCUGCGGUUCGCUUUGAGUCUGUGUGAAGUUUCGAUCUUUUCGGCGUUUUGCCUUUGAUUUGGGGCGGAUUGCGUGGCUGGUUCGCGGGUUGCGAUGGUGGAUUGCCGGAGGCUGAUAGAGUUCUGCAGGGCCUUCGAGCAGCACCGAAACAUGGACAACUCGCAGGCCUCGUCGGCGAACCGGAACGGGAAUUCGAGGAGGAAGACCAAGUCUUUGAACCCCCUCUCCCACCCCUUCUGCGAGCACUCCGCCUUCGCCGCCAUCGACUUGGUGUUGUUGGUUUUGGUCCUUAUCGCCCUCGUCGUCCUUGCCGCCCCCUACUUCAAGUUCAUCUUCAGGGAGUCGUACGAGGUACUGCCGGUGGCGAUCGAAGUCAUGGGCGAGGUCAUGUAUCAAGCCCCCGUCGCUUACGCGGCGGGGCUUGUCUUCAUGUUCGCCACGGUGGUUGUUGCCUGGGAAUUCUUCAGCUACCAUGCGAGGAAGUGCGGCAAACCCUACUGCAAAGGAUUGCGGAAAGCGGUCGAAUUUGAUAUCCAGCUCGAGUCAGAGGAGUGCGUCAAAUCCUUGCCACGAUUGCCAAAGGAUGCUUUUGGAGCGCGCCCUUUGGACUUGGGACAAGAUCACAAGGAACUCGAAGCUGAGCUGAAGAAGAUGGCACCUUUGAAUGGACGCACUGUCCUCACCUUUCGCUCCCCUUGUGGAUGCCCCUUAGGAAGAAUGGAAGUUUGGGGUGCUAAGAGAGCAAGAAGGAUCAAAAAGUAGGUUGAUACAUCAUCUAUUACUAGAUACUUCUCCUUUGUCUCUAUACAGCAAGAAUAAAUUAAAAGGCUAGCUAUAGCAUCUCAGGAUUAUAUCAAUCUUUGCUCACUCUUUUUUUUCUGGAUAUGAUUAUUGUAUGAUCGGUUGGUUUCCAGAUGUCAUGAACAAUCAGGCUUGAUCCUCGUUGCUAUUCAUAAAUCAACAAACAUCAUAGUUACUGAAUA